Molecule: messenger RNA, 2025 nt
Organism: Parathielavia appendiculata
Lineage: Eukaryota; Fungi; Ascomycota; Sordariomycetes; Sordariales; Chaetomiaceae
Product: cyclophilin-like protein
Exons: 1
Coding region: 63-1841 (592 amino acids)
Biological process (GO): protein peptidyl-prolyl isomerization; protein polyubiquitination; protein folding
Cellular component (GO): catalytic step 2 spliceosome
Molecular function (GO): peptidyl-prolyl cis-trans isomerase activity; ubiquitin protein ligase activity
Source: RefSeq, a predicted model, not a curated record
AUUCUUGACUCUCUUUUCCAGACCAGAACAUCAACUCUGCAAACCCCAUUGCCGUCGUAGCCAUGGGCAAGGGCACGGACAAGCUAUACAUCACCCAUUCCGAGUGGUCGUCCUCAGAUGCCUACAGCGCCAGUGUCGGCGCGAAUGCCGGUGCGCGAGCCCAGCGUGGCGGCGCAGCACAUGCCAGCUUCAAGCGUUUGCCCUUCAACUUCUGCGCCGCCAGCCUCCAACCCUUCAAGAACCCCGUCUGCACGCCAGACGGCACCAUAUUCGAUGUCGAGGUCAUCAGCUCCUGGUUGGAGAAACACAACACUAACCCGGUCACCGGCGAACCACUCGCCGCUAAGGACUUGAUCCGCCUCAACUUCUCGCGCAACGCCGACGCCGCCGACACCAAGGAUGUCAGUGGCGCGCCAACCGACGGCAAGGGCGACUUCAUCGACCCUGUCACGUUCAAGGUUCUCACCGACAACACGCACAUCGUAGCCAUUCGCCACGGCACCUACGCCAACGUCUUCGCCUGGGAGACAGUCGAGCGCAUGAACAUCAAAGCCAAGAUGUGGCGGGACCUGGUCGACGACGUCGAGUUUGGGCGCAAGGACAUCAUCACCCUCCAAGACCCACAGAACGCAGCCAGCCGCGACCUCAGCCAGUUCAAGUACCUCCAGGAAGGGCAGGACGUGAUUCCGACCAAGGAGCAGGAAGAGCAGCGCCAGCAGGGCGGCAUCAACAUCAACGCCCUCGGCCGCAUCGGCGACAAAGUCCUGCGCGCCAAAGAAGCCGUCGAGCGCGCCCGCCAAGCCCGCCAAUCCGGCGGCGACAUCAACCGCACCACCAAGGCUCUCGUCUCGUCCUCCAAACCCUCCUCUACCUCCACCGCCCGCACCCCCUCCAUGCUCGAAAAAAAACUCGCCCCCAACGCUGCCGCCUACACCACGGGCCUCGCAGCCGCCUCGUUCACCUCCACAGGCCUAACCCCAUCCACCUCGGGCGAACGCGCCCUCCUCUCGGACGAGGAAUGGAUGCUGCACCCCAAACGCAUCAAACACAAAGGCUUCGCUCGCCUCGACACCAAUCUCGGCUCUUUGACGCUCGAACUGCACACAGACACAGCUCCCAAAGCCGUCUGGAACUUCCUGCGGCUCGCCCAAAAGGGCUACUACCGCUCCGUACCCUUCCAUCGCUCCAUCCGCAACUUCAUGAUCCAGGGCGGCGACCCCUCCGGCACCGGCCGCGGCGGGCAAUCCAUCUGGUCGCGCCCCUUCGCCGACGAGCUUGAGGGUCCCCACACGCACGACACGCGCGGCGUACUGAGCAUGGCCAACAAGGGCAAAAACACCAACUCCUCUCAGUUCUUCAUCACCUACCGGCCCGCCAAGCACCUCGACAGGAAGCACACCGUCUUCGGCCGGGUGGUCGAGGGCGCCGAUACCACCCUCACGAAAAUGGAGGCGGUGCCCGUCGAGGAGGGGACCAACAGGCCGCUGGAGGAAAUUGUGAUUCGCGACGUGGUGGUGCUGAUUGAUCCGUUUGAGGAGUUCCUGAAGGAGAAGAGGACCAGGGAGGAAGAGGACAAGGCCAGGGAGGAGAGGAAGAGGCGGAUGGGAGGGGACGAGGACGAUCGGACGACAUGGACGGGCAAGAGGAUACGAGCCGACGGGGUGAUAGUGGAGGAUGAGAAGGCGCGGGCCGUGGGGAAGUAUUUGAAGAAGGAGGCGGUUGUUGCGCAGGGUGUCGAUGCAGGGGGUGGUGGGGGUGGUGAGGCAGUGGAGACGUGGGAGGAGCCGGUCAAGAAGAAAGUGAAGAUGGGAGGCGGGUUUGGGAAUUUCGAUUCGUGGUGACAUACUACUACCUCGGCUGUAUGCAGAGGUUGAAGUGGGUAUGAUGGCGGGUUUGAGCAUUGCAUUGCACGGCGUUGGUUGGGAAAAGAGAGAAUAGGAGUUGGGUUCAGAAUUGGAUUUGAUCGGCUGCAAACUUGCAGCAGCGGGUAUAUACGAUAUCUCCAAAAAUAUAUAUGUACGACAU